UCGGAUGGAUCGUCAGUUUAACGGCAGCAAACGAUCCGAACGGAUGCACGCGCGCCCUUUCUGAUCGGACGGACGGACAGUCAGUUUCGGAACAUCUUGUCGAUGGAAUACCGUUGGCCUCUGCCUGCGUGUAGCCAUCGAAGCCAUUGACGCGAAGAUCAGAUCGUACUGAGUUCCCGUUGUUGUGUCCGCCAUUGUUAGAAAGAUGUUGUGGUUCCCUGGUGCCAUCCUUGUAUCACUGCUGUUAUCUACUACAAGCUUCCAUGCCCUCGAGCUGACCGAUCGAUCGGUCGAUCGGUAUGAGUUGGAUCCACAGUUGACGGAGCAGUUGAAUCGUUUCGCUAGCGCCACGAAUCUGGAGGAAUCCCUCAACUAUGGCCAGAUGGUGGUGGAGAAAUCGAAACGUGCCGAAGGUGCGAUCACCGGUGGACGGAACAGAAAGAUCAACCGUGGUGGCGUAGCCUACGCACAGCUCAUCGAUGGAUACCCAACUCCGGACACCGAGCGUCAGGAUCGCGUCGCAGGAACCGUUCUCCGUGCUUCAUCAUACUUCGUGAACCGGUUCUGCGUACCAUCGGCCAUUCCUUCGUACGAGUGUGGCCUCUUCCUGUCCCGGAUAGCACUUCCGGAGAGUUCUCCCCUGUACGCACGGUGCAGAUCGACGAUCGAGGCAAAGGAACACAACGAUCAGUACCGUCGAUUACUACCAGCCGUGUACGACGAUGGAAUCUACACGUUCCGACGCAGUGUAACCGGCCAAGAGUUACCAUCGGCGAGGUUUGUGUCCAGCAAGUUUCACACCCGGGCUGGUGGCGAUGGCCAGUCCGACUUGGGACACCAUACGGCGGCACUCGUUCAGUGGUCACAGUUCAUCGAACACGAUCUUGCCAAAACGACCGUCCAGACGAUGCACGACGGUGCGGACAUUGAGUGUUGCACCGGGGAGCAUGGCCCCCUGUUACCGCGCUAUCGCCAUCCGGCCGCCUGUGCACCGAUUCCCGUGCCGGUCGAUGAUCCCUUCUACCGGGAACAUCGUGCCACGUGCCUGAACUACGUUCGCAGUGGCCGCUCGCUCGGUGACUCUUGCCAUCUCGGACCGGCCAACCAGUUAAACGCAGCCACCGCUCAUCUCGAUCUUUCGCAGCUGUACGGCAGUACGGUGAACGAAUCGACGAUCCAGCGGACACACCAAGGAGGGCGUCUUCGUGCGCAACAGUACGAUUCACUGGACUAUCUACCGGAUGGUCUGGAUGCCAACCUUUGCGUCACCGAUGAACAACUGGAAACGAUCUGCUACUCAUCCGGUGACAGUCGGGUUAACGUGAAUCCCUACGUUACACUUCUGCACACACUGUUCCUGCGAUCGCACAACCGACUGGCCAAGCAUCUUGCCCUUGUGGCACCCCGUUGGACCGAUGAGCAACUGUUCAACGUGGCACGGUUCGUGAAUACCCGCGUUUACCGGAAGAUUGUGCGUGAUUGGCUAACAACCAUCACCGGACAACCGUCGGUUGGUACUCGAUCGACCUCGAUCGAUCAGGAUGCUCCUGGGGAGACUGUGCAGCAAGUGAGCAACGAGUUUGCCUCGGCCGCCAUACGGUUCUAUCACACCAUGAUGCCCGCUACCGUCGGGAGUGUACCACUGCAGACACUCUUCUAUCGGCCAAAGGAUCUCCGGAAGCGAGAUUACUUCCGCCAGUUGGUCGACUCGGUUCUGCACCAGCCGGCGAUGGCCCUCGAUACGGCUUAUGUGGACGAUGUGGCCCAUCUACUGUUCGGUGCCACACGCCAGAUUGGGCUCGAUGUACUAGCCCUGGAUAUACAGCGUGGCCGGGAUCAUGGCCUCGCCCGGUAUGUCGAUUACUAUGCGCUGUGUAACGGUGUUCGUAUCGAUGACUGGAACCAACUCGCUGGAGUAGUGCGACCGGAAGAUCUGGCAAUCCUACGCUCGACGUAUGCUCGCGUCCAGGAUGUGGAUCUGAUCGUUGGAGGUGUUGCGGAGCAACCGGCGAAGGCUACUGUGGGUGGUGCCAUUGUAGGUCCAACGUUUGCGUGUUUGAUACGCGAACAAAUCGAACGAUCACUGGCCGGGGAGAAAGGUCAACCCGGGGCUGAGAUUAACGUGCUAGUCGAUGGCCUGCUGAAGGAUUAUGGGGCGGCAAGGUUCAUGUGUGAUACGGCACAGGUCGAUCGAGUGCAGCGCGAUAUCUUCCGGCUACCGUCACCGGUCGAUAACCCAUCGCUCGAUUGCGCACAGUUGCCCUCGCUCAAUCUUACGCGGCUCGUGCAAGCCUUGGAUGCAGUGGCCGGAGGGUGGCCGCAAGUUCGUCGCAUGAAAGGUCAAGUUGCAAGUUAAAACAAAAACCUGUACUACCACUUCCGCGAGCAGGCAGGCCGGGGUGUGCUGCAAUGCGGAGAGAGAUAAGUUUCUAGUGAGCCGCGGCAUCGUCGUCGGUUAAUACGCCUUGCUGAUAGGGGUGGCUAAGCGCAAUGGGUGGCAAUGAGGACAAAUGCUUCAAGAUCUGGUGGUCCCCAGAAAGUGUGUCAGCAAAGAAGCAACGGCAUCAAGUGGCGUUAUCAUCGCGCCAACGUGGAUGUGAUGGUUUUGGUUUGAAAACACGUGGAGAUUGAAAGUGAACGGCAAUGGGAGAGUUCAUUUGGUGCCGUUUGCAGGCAUGGCAUGGCAUUAGAUUAACUUAUUAGCGAUAAGAUAUGCUCAGUAAACAAUUUUAAAUAAAUAUACAAAUUCUUAAGGUCUGUGGAGUGUGU
Messenger RNA from Anopheles aquasalis, 2769 nucleotides. RefSeq names its product Immune-regulated catalase (gene Irc). Gene Ontology annotation, molecular function: heme binding; peroxidase activity. Lineage: Eukaryota; Metazoa; Arthropoda; Insecta; Diptera; Culicidae. The record is from RefSeq and is a predicted model, not a curated record. Gene Ontology annotation, biological process: response to oxidative stress.